AUGUAUAUAAGUACUAGCGGCAGUGGGAACGACCCUUCCCGCCUAAUGGGGGACUUUUCCCCAGAUUGUAUACCAACCUUCGUCCUUGACAGUCCAUUCCCUGCUGCCUAUAUAGCUAAUUACUAUAUCGUUGCAACCGUUACUGGCGGUGCAUCCAGCAUCGACUUCCCUGCUGCUGGGUAUUUGAUCAAACAAAACUGGGCUGUUGCAAUUGUAGAUUAUAAUGCAGAAGGCGGACGAAAUACUGCGCAGGAACUCGGAGAGAAAGUAUGUUUCGCACAAGCCGAUGUCUCGAGUUACGAUCAACUUGCCAGCUCUUUUGUAUUAACCUGA
Molecule: messenger RNA, 333 nt
Organism: Bipolaris victoriae FI3
Lineage: Eukaryota; Fungi; Ascomycota; Dothideomycetes; Pleosporales; Pleosporaceae
Exons: 2
Coding region: 1-333 (110 amino acids)
Source: RefSeq, a predicted model, not a curated record